Molecule: messenger RNA, 1614 nt
Organism: Sodiomyces alkalinus F11
Lineage: Eukaryota; Fungi; Ascomycota; Sordariomycetes; Glomerellales; Plectosphaerellaceae
Product: vesicular integral-membrane protein VIP36
Exons: 4
Coding region: 223-1200 (325 amino acids)
Biological process (GO): endoplasmic reticulum organization; Golgi organization; endoplasmic reticulum to Golgi vesicle-mediated transport
Cellular component (GO): COPII-coated ER to Golgi transport vesicle; Golgi membrane; endoplasmic reticulum membrane
Molecular function (GO): D-mannose binding
Source: RefSeq, a predicted model, not a curated record
CAGAACGAAAGAGGACACUUCAGCUACGAGAGAGGCUCAACUCGUCUGUACCGAAACCCGAACGCUAACACAUCCAUUGUGGAAGGACGAGUCGCGUGCUGGACUAGGGCAGCUUACACACUUGGCGCAUCUCCUUUCUGCUCUUCCUCUUUACACGCAUCUUCGUUUCUUUGCGCCUAGCCUUUGACUCUUCUUGUAUUAUCACCCUCCCUACUGGCGACCAUGUGGCUGAAGUCCCUCGUGUCAGCCCUGGGACUGGCCGCCUUGGUCCAGGGUCAGAUCACCUCGGAAGAUGAUGGAGAGAUCAGGAGUAUUGCGCUGCGGACGCAUUCCUUGCAACAGCCGUAUCUCGAUUCGGACAUGCAGAGCCGAUGGUACGACUUUGGUGGAGACACAAUUGUUCGAACAGACUCGUACAUGCGACUGACAUCAGACCGCCAAUCGCAAACCGGAUGGCUCUUCUCGAGGGUCCCCCUGACAGCAACGAACUGGGAAAUUGAGGUCGAGUUCAAGAUCAGCGGCAAGGGUCAGCUCUACGGCGACGGGUUCGCCUUCUGGGUGACGAAGAACCGCGGCCAGGUCGGGCCCGUCUUCGGGGGCGUGGACAAGUUCGAGGGCCUCGGCAUCUUCUUCGACACGUACAAGAACAACCGGCCCGGCGUGGUCUUCCCUUACGUCAUGGCCAUGGUCGGCGACGGCGAGACGGCCUACGACAAGAACAACGACGGCAAGGCGAACGAGCUGGCGGGCUGUUCGGCGCGCGGCCUCCGCAACCCCACCAUCCCGACCAAGUUCAAACUGACCUACUUCCAGGACAAGCUCCUGAAACUCGAGCUGCAGUACAAGACGGAGGGGAGCUGGCAGCUCUGCUUCGAGACGCGGGAGCCCCCCUCCCUGCCGUCCAUCUCUUACCUGGGCUUCACUGCGGAGACGGGCGAGCUCCACGAUAACCAUGACAUUAUUUCCAUCCAGGCCAGGAAUCUCUACACGGCGCCUAGCAAGAACAAGGGCCCCUCGUCUUCGUCGUCUUCGUCGUCUACUUCGAACAACAAGGACCGGAAGAUUUCCAAGCCUAAGAGGGAGGGCGGGAGCUGGAGCUGGUUCCUCAUGAAGACCGUCCUCUUCUUCCUGGCCGUCGGCGGUGCUUAUGUUGGUUAUACUGCGUGGCGCGCGAAGAACGAGAAGCGCCACCGCUUUUAAAUCGCCAAACAAAAGACCGAAGAUUGGGGAGGCGUCAUGCGGUGCUGCGUCUCGUUGCGAGAUGUGAGGCGGGCGAAGGAGGGGAUACGGCUCAGCAGAGGACGAGUAACCAUGCACAUGUCAUGCCUCGAAAAAAGAAAGAAAAAAAAAAGAAACAGAACAUAUUUCUUGCUUUGUAGUAUCUGUCGAAUUAUCCGAAGUUCGCCGUCCUUGUCCAUUGGGUUUCCUAAACCAUUAUCCCGCAGCCUCUCUUGACGGAAGUGGCAGGAGAUGCGGUCCCAUGUUAGAUGCAGAGCGAGUUUGGGACGCUGAACCAGAGUGACUGGUAGAAAGAUUCGUAGCCAAAGAAUGUCAAGAGAGAAAUCAAGCCCGCAAGGGUAUGUGAGCUUGAGUUGCAAUAGUUGCAUGUAUUCG